Sinocyclocheilus anshuiensis is the source of this 939-nucleotide messenger RNA. RefSeq names its product motor neuron and pancreas homeobox protein 1-like. The record is from RefSeq and is a predicted model, not a curated record. Gene Ontology annotation, cellular component: nucleus. Gene Ontology annotation, molecular function: DNA-binding transcription factor activity, RNA polymerase II-specific; sequence-specific double-stranded DNA binding. NCBI's taxonomy places the organism in Eukaryota, Metazoa, Chordata, Actinopteri, Cypriniformes, Cyprinidae. Gene Ontology annotation, biological process: neuron projection morphogenesis; regulation of DNA-templated transcription; central nervous system development. The coding region runs from base 1 to 939 and encodes 312 amino acids. The transcript has 3 exons.
AUGGAGAAAUCUAAAAACUUUCGCAUCGACGCGCUUCUGGCUGUCGAUCCGCCAAAAGUGCAGACCUCGCCGCUGGCGCUGGUCACCUCCCUGCCCACCUCUUCCGUAUCAUCCUCCUCCGAAAGUGUCCAGGCGUCGGAGUUGAACUCGAACUCCGAAGCACUUCGAACCGAGACUCCGUCGCCCCCCAGGAUAUCGUCGUGCGGGUUGAUUCCCAAACCGGGUUUCUUAAACUCUCUACAUUCAGGCAUGUUAGGACUACACCCUCAGAGCAGCACCGGGAUUCCUCCUCAGGCUCUCUACGGUCAUCCAAUGUGCACAUAUUCAGCAGCAGCGCUGGGUCAGCACCCGGCACUGUCGUACUCAUAUCCGCACGGGUCGCACCAUCAUCAUCAUCCCAGUGACCCCCUCAAACUCACCGCCAGCUCCUUGCAGCUCGAUCACUGGCUGAGGGUCUCAACUGCGGGGAUGAUGCUGCCUAAAAUGGCAGAUUUCAAUGGCCAGGCGCAGUCAAACUUACUCGGGAAGUGCAGAAGACCAAGAACCGCGUUCACAAGCCAGCAGCUCCUUGAACUUGAGCACCAGUUUAAGCUGAAUAAAUAUCUAUCGAGACCAAAACGCUUUGAAGUGGCCACAUCAUUAAUGUUAACUGAGACACAGGUAAAAAUCUGGUUUCAGAACAGGCGUAUGAAAUGGAAGCGCAGUAAAAAGGCUAAAGAACAAGCCGCUCAGGAGGCCGAGAAGCAAAAAGGUAAAGGAAGCCAGGACAAAAUGGACGGACUGGAGAAGGACUACCAGAAGGUAGAUUCAGUGAAAAGCAACAGAAAACGGGACUUUAGGGACAGUGACGACGAAGGAGAUAAUUACAUGCUGAAUUCAUCUGAUUGUUCCUCCGAUGAUGAACGAACCAAUGCCAGUGAUAUCAGUCCACAACCAUGA